Messenger RNA from Equus caballus (horse), 453 nucleotides. RefSeq names its product metallothionein-1A-like. NCBI's taxonomy places the organism in Eukaryota, Metazoa, Chordata, Mammalia, Perissodactyla, Equidae. Gene Ontology annotation, cellular component: nucleus; cytoplasm. The record is from RefSeq and is a predicted model, not a curated record. Gene Ontology annotation, molecular function: metal ion binding. Gene Ontology annotation, biological process: intracellular zinc ion homeostasis; cellular response to copper ion; cellular response to zinc ion.
CCCGGGCCUCCUGCUCUGCCUAUAACGGGAGCACAGGCGCUCCUGGGCUCCACCGCGCCUUCGACUAACUCCAGCGCAUCGUCGUUGCUAGCUUGGGACCUCCGGCCUCACGUCAGCUGAAAUGGACCCCAACUGCUCCUGCCCCACAGGUGGCUCCUGCACCUGUGCCGGCUCCUGCAAAUGCAAAGAGUGCAGAUGCACCUCCUGCAAGAAGAGCUGCUGCCCCUGCUGCCCCGUGGGCUGUGCCAGGUGUGCCCAGGGCUGCAUCUGCAAAGGGGCAUCAGACAAGUGCAGCUGUUGUGCCUGAUGUCGUGGAGAGCCUGCUCCCGAUGGAAACAGAGCAAGAUGUACAAACCUGCCUUUUUUAUUUUUUUCAUACACCCCUGACUUGAUUGCUACAUUCCUUUUUCUAUGAAAUGUUUGAGUGGCAAUAAACUCAUUGAGACACCUCUG